Messenger RNA from Cottoperca gobio, 3072 nucleotides. RefSeq names its product neuronal tyrosine-phosphorylated phosphoinositide-3-kinase adapter 1-like. Gene Ontology annotation, biological process: phosphatidylinositol 3-kinase/protein kinase B signal transduction; neuron projection morphogenesis. The transcript is spliced from 3 exons. NCBI's taxonomy places the organism in Eukaryota, Metazoa, Chordata, Actinopteri, Perciformes, Bovichtidae. The record is from RefSeq and is a predicted model, not a curated record. Bases 1220 to 1606 code for a protein of 128 amino acids.
AUUGUUAAGAUGUGUUGAGACUGAUUUAUUCUAACAUUGGUUAAGACUGUUAAAUCAAGAUGUGAAACAGACCUUUUUCUCUAUUUUCUCUAACUGGACCUCUUAGAAUUUAUGUUGAAUACCCCUGAUAUACACCAUAUAAAAUGUCUAUCUUUUCUAUCACAAUGUCAAAACAACAGCUGCCAAACUGCAUUACUGCAAUAUUUACGUCAUUUGGAUGACGGAUGAGGUCCCGGAAGCCUUGUGAGAAACAUGUAUUCAUGAGAUAUAAAUGCAUACAGAUAGAGAGGGAGAGGAGUAAAGAGAGAGGAGCUUGGUGUAAGUCCCCCGGAUGUCUAAGCCUAUAGCAGCAUAACUAGGGGCUGGUCCAAGCCUGAGCCAGCCCUAACUAUAAGCUUUAUCAGAGAGGAAAGUUUUCAGCCUGCUCUUAAAUGUGGAGAGGGUGUCUGCCUCCAGAACACAAACUGGGAACUGGUUCCACAGGAGAAGAACUUGAUAGCUAAAGACUCUGGCUCCCAGUGUACUUUUGGAGACUCUAGGAACCACGAGGAACAAUGCAUUCUGGGAGCGCAGUGUUCAAGUUGGGUUAUAAGGUACUAUGAGAUUUUUAAAAUAAGAUGGAAUCUGACCAAUAAUGGUUUCGUAGGUCAGGAGAAGGAUUUUAAAUUAUAUUCUGUAUUUAACAGUGAGCCAGUGCAGAGCAGCUAAUACAGGAGUAAUAUGAUCCUGUCUCCUAGUUCUUACACUAGGUAGUGGUCAAUACACGAAGGGUAGGAAAUAGUUUUUCUGCAUCAUUUAGAGACAGGAUGUGUCUUAUUUUGGUAAUGUUAUGUAGAUGAAAGAAGGUGAAGGUUGAAAUUUGAAAUUUGUUUUAUGUUGGAGGUAAAUAUUCUGAUCAAAGAUAACGCAGAGUGUUGCUGGAGUCUAAGUUAAUGCCAUCCAGAGUUACUAUGUUAUUAGAAAAUGUGUUUAAGAGGUGUUUCGGGCCAAGUACAAUAACAUCAGUUUAGUCUUUUUUUAACAUCAAGAAGUUGCAGCUCAUCCAAGUUUAUAUGUCCUUAAAGUAUGCUUGAAGUUUAGUUAAAUAUUUAUUUGAUUUCUGUCAUCUAGGAAAAAUUAGGUUUUAUUGUAUUGUCGUGUCUCUGCAGGAGACUCCAGGUCUCUGCCCAGGCAUGGCACUAAAGACAGAAACAGCCAGUCCAGUCCAGUUUCAAGCAGGAUGGGGAGGUCGUCUGUCAGCCCAACCAUGAUGCUGUCCGGAGGAGGAGAAUCAAAGUCAGUGUUUAAACUUGGCCGUUCGGCAUCGACGUCAGGAGUUCCUUCACCAGGAGGGACACCACAACGUCACCUUCAUGAUCCGCAUCACCCCGCCUUUAGCCAGAUGCCGUGGCUCUGCGGAGACGCCACCAUGAUGGAGAUGAUUGAGAGGAAAAGGGUUUUGUGUCGAGAGAUUAAAGCUCGUCAGCGUCCAGAGAAGAAUCUGUGUAAACAGGACAGCAUGCCCAUCCUGCCCAGCUGGAAGAGGAAGCAGCCACCGCCAUACUCUGCUCCCCCCACCGCCGCCGGACAGACCAGCACCACGGUGUUCUGGGACACGGCCAUCUGACACACCGACAGAGACACAACACACACUGACUACGUUUAUAUGCACAAAAUAUUAUGGUUUGGAACUUGUAAAAACACGAUACACCCUUUAUAUAACUUACUUUCCUCCUUUCCUGCAGUUAUGCUGCUCCUGAGAACCCUCGCUGUCACUAACUGAGCCUCAUAUUGUAAACGUGUCCUAAGCUCCUGAAACUGGAAUAAUAAUGAUAUAAUUAUAAUAGUGAAAUAUUAGUGUGCAGUCGCGCUGCUAGUUCAUGUUUUUUUUCUUGCUGGUUUUCUCAUUGUUUGAUUGACAGUAUUACUGCCGUCUAUAAAUAUGACUUUAUUUUAUAUGAACGGAAUUUUUACCUUUUGAUUAUUAAUUAAGCUGUCAUGUGACGCCUUUAAAAUAAAAAGAUACACAGAAGUAAUAUUAUGUUUACACGUUUAUAGUCAGAUAAAUCAUGUUGUUUAUAAUUAUCCAUCUAUCAACUAAUACAAUAAAACUAAACGAUUAAUACAUUAAUCAUAAAGUCUGAAUAUGUGACAUUUAUUUAUUAUUACUCUAAUUACAAAUGUCACAUCAACACAGGAAGUGACCUCACGUGGGUCUCGAUCCAGAUGUUCAGAUACUGUCAAAGAAAUAAUGUCAGAAGAUCACCGAACAUCAGUCAAAACAUGAAAAACUUCUACGGCCACAACAACAAUCAACACACACACACACACACACACACACAGGAACACACACACUUGUGCAGGUGUUGUCCUGCUGUCCAAUCAGAGUGCAGGGAUGACCGUGCAGGUGUAGGAGAACUUUCUGUUGUUAUUUUUCUAUCUGAACACUGAAAAAGAUUCGGAUGUUUUUUAAAGUCUGAUAGUCGUGUAGCAGAACUCUUGUAAAAAGAAAAAAAUAUUUAUAAACUCUUCUCUGUGAAGAAAAAAUCUGUCAAUCAAACAUGAUUUUAUAUUUAAAAAAGAAUCUGUGACGCUCGUCUGUGUGUGAAAGAAAAAGUCUGUACGUGAUGAUGUUUUUAUACAAAAAUAAUUUUUAUUAUAAUGACAUUUUUUUAUUUUAAAUGGGAAUAUUUUUGGCAUGUUGUUGGUUUGGUCUCAUCUACUGUCCCAGAAACACAGACCUGACUCCAGUUAACUCCUUAAUGUGUCAAGGUCACCUGAAGGUCACCUGACACCUAAAAGUUACCCGAAGGUCACCUGACACCUAAAAGGUCAUCUGAAAGUCUGAGUUUUAGGGUCAGUGGAUGAAUAACUGUCUGCAGAAAGAAAUGACUUCAUGAAUGCAGUGUAUUGAUCUUUGUGAUGGAUGUGAACGAUUGAUUAGCAUGAUGUCAAAUCAAUGGUAAGACCGAAGCGAAGCAUUCUGGGAUACGGUGGUGAAACCUGUGUAUGUAAAUCAUCUUAAAGCCACGGGAGAUUAAAUGUUUUAAUAUGCACUCAUACACUUCAGAGUUAAACUGAGUCUGACGAUCA